Molecule: messenger RNA, 2183 nt
Organism: Nycticebus coucang (slow loris)
Lineage: Eukaryota; Metazoa; Chordata; Mammalia; Primates; Lorisidae
Gene: OLIG3
Product: oligodendrocyte transcription factor 3
Exons: 1
Coding region: 228-1046 (272 amino acids)
Molecular function (GO): protein dimerization activity
Source: RefSeq, a predicted model, not a curated record
AGUUCAAGCUCACACCAACUAGCUGUCCAGGAAACAGCCUAACCCCAGAGAGGGGAGUGGGGAGGGAAAGAGGCGGGGAGAGGCUCUGACGGUCUCAGCUUUUCUUCUCACGUGCCGCUGCUCAGAAGUGGGUUGCUCAGCUGUGCAGAAUUUUUUCUUAAUUCAAGAUUUUCUUUAAUUUCCCGCCUAAAGCCUCCCCACGGUAGGGCCGCAUCCCUUGCAAUAAAAUGAAUUCUGAUUCGAGCUCUGUCUCCAGCAGAGCUUCAUCUCCGGACAUGGAUGAGAUGUACCUGAGGGACCAUCACCAUCGCCACCACCACCACCAGGAGAGCCGUCUCAACUCAGUCUCGUCCACGCAGGGCGACAUGGUGCAGAAGAUGCCGGGGGAAAGCCUCUCGCGGGCUGGCGCCAAGGCCGCGGGAGAAAGCAGCAAGUACAAAAUCAAGAAGCAGCUGUCGGAGCAGGACCUACAGCAGCUGAGGCUGAAGAUCAACGGACGCGAGCGCAAGCGGAUGCACGACCUGAACCUCGCCAUGGACGGGCUGCGCGAGGUCAUGCCCUACGCGCACGGGCCCUCGGUGCGCAAACUCUCCAAGAUCGCUACUCUCCUGCUGGCCAGAAACUACAUCCUCAUGCUCACCAGCUCCCUGGAGGAGAUGAAGAGGCUGGUUGGCGAGAUCUACGGGGGCCACCACUCGGCCUUCCACUGUGGGACCAUGGGCCACUCGGCCGGCCACCCGGCGCACGCGGCCAACGCAGUGCAUCCGGUGCACCCCAUCCUGGGCGGCGCGCUCUCGUCCAGCAGCGCUUCGUCACCGCUGUCGGCCGCCUCCCUGCCCGCCCUCGGCACCAUUCGGCCUCCACACUCGCUGCUCAAGGCGCCCUCCACGCCGCCCGCGCUGCAGCUGGGCAGCGGCUUCCAGCAUUGGGCCGGGCUGCCCUGCCCCUGCACCAUUUGCCAGAUGCCGCCGCCGCCGCACCUGUCUGCUCUCUCCACCGCCAACAUGGCCCGGCUGUCCGCAGAGUCCAAGGACUUGCUUAAGUGAGCAGCGGGCCCGCCUGGCUGCCAGCACGCAGGAGAGCGGCGGGAGGGGCCGCAGGGCCGGGCCAAGAGGGAAGCGGGAGGCUGGAGCUCGGGCCACGCGAGGGCGGGACCCCGCGGCCUCCCAUGCUGUCUGAGAGAUCUCCGGCCCCACUUGACUCCCGGAGGGAAAGGACCAAAAUCAAACUGCAAUUCUAGGUGGUGGCAGAGGGGGACUCGAACCAGAGGUCGUGUGUUUUGCAUGCAUGCUUCUUUUCCCCUUGCAGCGCCAGUAUUUCUCACUGCCAUAUGCUUUUGUCAAAACUGCGUUUGUUGUAUAAAGACGGGAUCGGUGUAGUUAAAAACUUGCAAAGGGACUUUCGGGGUUGGCUCUGUUUUCUCACUUUGGAAAGAGAUAGCCAUCCUGUUUGUGCAAAACAAAUGUAAAUACUUCCUUGAGAUGGAUGCGAAUAUGCUUGUCUCCGUCGUCGCCAUAGUUUAUCCAGAGACAAUGGAGAGAGAGAGAAGAAAGGGGAGAGAGAGGGAGAGAGAAGAGAUAGCAAGACCCAAGUUUUGAAUCUCAACUCGGAUCCAGGUCUUGACACCUAUGUGUGUUUUACUUUCGAUGCAGUGUAGGUCUAAAGAGUACAUGCACGCUUCUCAAUGAAUAUUGUCUAAACAUGUUGUGCAGGCCGUCGUGCCAUUUUCCUUGUAACAAGGAUUUAUUAGUGAAUUCUCCGAAGUACUCCAUACAUCUGUCUGUAGUUGUAUGAAAUGAAAAAGGGGCAGAGUGCAAAGACCCACACUUACGCGCACGCGCUUCUUCCCCACCCCACCCCUUCACACUUCCUCCCAAACCUCCCAUGGCUGUCUUAGGGGCCCAGGAUUGCAAAACCCGGGGCUCCCUCUACGAGCUUGCCCCACCCGCCUAGCUCAGUUAUUCUGCAUGGGGGGUUGGCUCUCUCUAUUAUCAGCUUUGAAAAUUUAGUGUGGUUUGGGGAGGGGUGCCGUUUUUAUUUUCCUGGACAUUUGCUUGAAAUAUUUUGUUAGGGCCUCAAAGACAAUACCUGUCUUUAUUUUUUAUAUAUUCUUGAUAACUAUGAUAUAUUUAUUAAUAACCAGUGUUUCUGGAUGAGGUUUCAAAUAAAAAAAAACCUUUAAA